AUAUACCUGAUCCGCCAUUGUUCUGCACUCAUCCUGUCAUUUGCUUUACCACGAUCUUCACGCUCUCAAUACAAUCCGAUUGUUAGCAUAUCUCUCUCCUACUCUCAAGCCGUUUCUCUCCCUCCUUUACCUCGGCAGACUCACACAAAAGACACCCUGCGCCGCAGUCCCGCAGGAACCAAGCGUCCCACACUUCACCAGCAAGUUUUGCACACAUAUCAUCGUCAAACAUACCUACCUUCUGAGCAGUCAUUGAUAUAGCGCACUGCGCGACAGUGCCAUGUCGUUCGCUCCUGUUGAUCCCCCGAAAUUGCGGGAUGACAGCAAAAAGCGGGUGGCAUACUUCUACGAUUCAGAUGUCGGCAACUACGCAUAUGUCUCAGGUCAUCCCAUGAAACCUCACCGAAUACGACUGGCGCACUCACUUGUCAUGAACUAUGGUCUCUACAAAAAGAUGGAGAUCUAUCGAGCGAAGCCUGCUACAAAAUACGAAAUGACCCAGUUCCACACAGACGAGUACAUCGACUUUCUGGCGAAGGUGACACCAGACAACAUGGACUCUUACCAGAAAGAACAACAGAAAUACAACGUUGGAGACGAUUGCCCCGUGUUUGACGGGCUUUUCGAAUUCUGUGGCAUAAGUGCCGGCGGGUCAAUGGAAGGGGCAGCAAGAUUGAACAGGCAAAAAGCAGAUAUCGCGAUCAACUGGGCAGGGGGUCUGCAUCACGCAAAAAAGAGCGAGGCCAGUGGCUUUUGCUAUGUCAAUGACAUCGUCUUAGGUAUAAUCGAACUGCUAAGAUUUCACAAGAGGGUACUCUACAUCGACAUCGAUGUCCACCAUGGAGAUGGAGUUGAGGAAGCUUUCUACACCACCGACAGAGUCAUGACCGUGUCUUUUCACAAGUACGGAGAGUAUUUCCCUGGCACAGGCGAACUUAGAGAUAUCGGCGUGGGCUUGGGCAAACAUUAUGCUGUCAACUUCCCUCUUCGUGAUGGAAUCGAUGACUCUUCUUACAAGGGCAUUUUUGAGCCUGUGAUCCGAGCCACUAUGGAACACUAUCAACCUGCAGCCGUUGUGUUGCAAUGUGGUGGUGACUCUUUGUCUGGCGAUCGCCUCGGUUGUUUUAACCUCAGUAUGAAGGGUCAUGCGAAUUGCGUCCGGUUUGUCAAAUCCUUCAACCUGCCCACACUGAUCCUUGGUGGCGGUGGAUACACGAUGAGAAACGUUGCGAGAACGUGGGCAUUUGAGACAGGAACUCUUGUCGGAGAACCCAUGACGCCCAAUCUGCCAUACAAUGACUAUUACGAGUACUACGCGCCUGACUACGAACUUGAUGUACGACCAUCCAACAUGGACAAUGCUAACUCGAAAGAAUAUCUUGAGAAGAUUCUGACGCAAGUCCUGGAAAACCUCAAGAGAACGGCUCAUGCGCCAUCGGUACAGAUGACUGACGUGCCACGCGAGUCACUUGGCAUGAAUGACGAAGAUGAAGCCGCUCUAGACGACCUCGAUGAAGAUCAGAAUGCAGACAGUAGAAUGUCACAACGCAAAGCUGACAAGUACGUUGAGAAGAAUGGUGAACUCUCUGACAGCGAAGAUGAGGCGAUGGAAGCCAUGGAUGGUCACGCAGGCAGUAGAAAACGCCGCAUCAUGGUGAAUUACCGUCAUAUCAUGGACGUGGGAGGCAAUGAUUCAGGAAUGGAGACGGGUAGCGGAAUCGACACGCCACAGCAGGGAUCGAGUCUCCCUGACGAUGCGGACGAGAUGAAUGUGGACGAAUUGGACGAAAAGAUCAACCUAAUUCCGAGCCCAAGCGCUGCAGAUAUGAAUGGUUCUGCUGCAGUGUCAGGUCAACAUUCACCUAGUGCUCCUGCUGCCGAUGACGACAUCGAGAUGGGCGACGCAGACGCAGAAGGAUCUGCGCCGACGAGUGCAGCUGAUGCUCUUCUCGCGGAGGAAGAAUCGACCAUCACCGUUCAGCCACAAGCACAACAACAGCAGACACCACCGGAAUCACCACCUGCGCAAGAAGCCGAGCAGCUUGCAACGACAUCUGGUGAUACUGCGCUGACAGCAACUGAAGGGGAAGCUGCUAUGGUAGACCCGGCUGCUGUAACUCUGACAGCGACAGCUACCACCGAGCCAGAUGCCACUGGCGCCAGUAUAGAGGAAGCAGCGAUCAAACAGGAAGUCACCGGUGAUGAUGAAGUGGCGAAAGCACAAGAGGAAGGGCGUAUGGAGAGAGAAGCGGUCAAUGCAGAAGGGGAAGCUAGGACCGAGGCGGUUGCGAGGGCUGAGACUGAUGGAAGGCCCGAGGACGAGCUGUAGGACAGCUUGGGACUGAAACUCCGGCCAACAUUCGGCCCAGAAGCCUGGCGCCGUCCGUGAGGAUGCUCUUUUGCAUUUUAUGAGAUUCAAGAAGGCGCCCUGUAUAUGUAGUCUGUGCUAAGCGUCAUGAGAAUUAUUGACAUAUGUUCGC
This is a messenger RNA of Exophiala xenobiotica, 2480 nucleotides long. Its product is annotated as histone deacetylase RPD3. The transcript has 2 exons. Gene Ontology annotation, molecular function: histone deacetylase activity. The record is from RefSeq and is a predicted model, not a curated record. Bases 281 to 2329 code for a protein of 682 amino acids. NCBI's taxonomy places the organism in Eukaryota, Fungi, Ascomycota, Eurotiomycetes, Chaetothyriales, Herpotrichiellaceae.